Messenger RNA from Tilletiopsis washingtonensis, 846 nucleotides. RefSeq lists its product as hypothetical. The transcript has a single exon. Lineage: Eukaryota; Fungi; Basidiomycota; Exobasidiomycetes; Entylomatales. Bases 42 to 794 code for a protein of 250 amino acids. The record is from RefSeq and is a predicted model, not a curated record.
CCCUUGGCUGCGCGUCUGCGCGCCGCGCGGCGGCGGCGGAGAUGCAAGUCGUCCAGCCACACCCCUCCGAGCGCCUCUCGUCCCACCGCAUGCGGCGUCCGGACGACGGAGGGCGCCGGACGAUGGCACGUCGCGUGCCUGGGCAUCGCUCGAGCUUCCUUUGUGCCUGCAUAUUCCUUUGUCGCUCCGCCGACUCGGUCGCACGCACCCAUGGCACGGCAUGCAUGGUGGCGUGGGCACUUGUCGCCCGCUCGCUGGAGCGAUCGCAGAAGCAGCGCCCUCCGCGACGGCCAUACCCUGACCCUUGUUCGCUCAGCGUCCGCAUGCGCAGCGGACUGCAGAACAGACCGCGUGGUGGCAUCGUCCUCCUUUGCUCCGGUGUGACGGACGCAGCGCGCACUCUCCUUGCAGCGUGGCAGCGUUGCAGCUUAGUCACUGCGAGCUCUGUACGAGCGCAGGAAAGUACGUCACGCUCGGCCCUACGAGGCGUUGAGGCGCUGUCCAUGAAUGCUGCGCUGCAACUCUCGCACUGUGCACUCAGCUUGUUGCGCCGCCCUGGUGCUGAGGACGAUGCGAAAGGCGGGCCUUGCUCGCCGUUCUGCCUCCGAAGCCAGCGCGCGGACGAUCAAGUGCGGCCUCUCUGUCGCUGUCCGGGCCUUGCCGAGCGAUCCCGCUCCGAGUAUCCUCUCGCAGCGACUGCAGCAUCUCGCAGUACUCAGAGGCCAUCAUUGCAUGCGGUGCGCACCCUCUUCUCAGAGACGUUCGCACGAGUCGUCGAGACCACGGUGCAAUAAGCAUGCACGAGGCAGCCAGCUCAUCGCACUUGUGCCGCGGGCGAUGCCUGAC